Molecule: messenger RNA, 2805 nt
Organism: Bathycoccus prasinos
Lineage: Eukaryota; Viridiplantae; Chlorophyta; Mamiellophyceae; Mamiellales; Bathycoccaceae
Exons: 1
Coding region: 1-2805 (934 amino acids)
Biological process (GO): DNA replication
Molecular function (GO): ATP binding; single-stranded DNA binding; 5'-3' DNA helicase activity
Source: RefSeq, a predicted model, not a curated record
AUGUCGAGAAUCGGAACACAACAACAAAUACAACAACAUCAGCAGCAGCAACAACAGUUCUUCACCUCUCGUCGAACGAGUCAUCGAAACCUCGCGUCUUCUUCGCAUUCUCGAUCGAUUUUUCUCUCAAAUUCGCGGAAAUUGAAGAAGGACAAUUCUCCUCGUUUCGUCGUCAUGCGACGGUGCAUUUGUCCUGUUGUUGAUGGUGUUGUUGGUGUUGCUGGGCGGAGAGGGAGGGUGUUUUCAACCACUUGGCACACCCCUUUACGCGCUGCUUUUGGAGGGUGGGACGAGAAGAAGAUCAACUCUAACAGCGUUUCGAAAGUCGUGACGAACGCUUUGAAUAAUAGUGGUAAUGGGUACAACAACAACAAUUACUCGGCGGCGGAUGCGGCGGCGAAGGACAAUUCGGCCGAUUCAACAACUCCUUCGGGACAACAACAACAGUUUUCGAGGAAUAGCAACAACGGAGCUACGCGCCAGCCGCCAAACGUGCAGUAUUAUGGGAACAACAAUAGUAAUAGUAACAAUGCCAACGCGAAUGGUGGGUCUCGAACGCCGCCGAUGUCGAGACCGCCGCCCGGUCCUCCUCCUUCGCCGAAUCAACAACAACAACAACAACAACAGUUUCAGCAACGCAACGUGAACGGUAACAACAACGUGCCACCGAGACCACCGGUGCCAAAUCAGCAGCAACAAUACUCUGGUAUUAACAACAACAACAAUCAAAGAGCCGAGAAUAGAAUUUAUAGGCAGCAAGGGCAGACUAUCGUGAACGGAGGCGCGAGUAGUAGACCUCCGAUGCCACCACCGCCGACGCAAUCUGUAGCUCCCUCCUCCUCCUCGUCGUCGUCAUACAACGAAGACGAGGAAGAUUACAGCGCUCCACAAAAUACCGGACCGACCGCGCUGCGCGACAUUUUGCUCGAGAAACGAAUCGUCAUGCAAUCGUACACGCCCGGGCAACACAGAGAGAUGUGUCCGCAGUGCAACGGAGGCUCCGGCGGCGAGCGGUCGCUAGCGGUAAGAAUCGAGCCGGGUGGACGCCAAGCCGUGUACGUGUGCCACAGAGCGACGUGCGAGUGGUCUGGUGCGGCAGAUUUGGAUUUUGUGCCCGGGAAAGCGAAAGGAUCUUCCUCGGCUCAAGGAGGCAAAUCAUCGUCGAGCAAUACCGCCACGAAUACCAACACCAACAACCAAAGAACGAUUCUAAAGAAACCAAACCUGCCUAAACCGGAAGAUUUGAAACGCGUCGGUCCAGGUGCGCUCGACGAAUCCGCCAAGCCUUGGGCGGAAAUGAUCGAAGAAAGAGGCAUCUCUCUCGAAGUUGCCGAACGAAACGGCGUCGCCGUUCAAAGCGUCUUUUCGCCGAUUGAAGGCAAACACGUCGACGCGCUCGUGUUCCCGUACGUUCGCGACGGACAAAUCGUCAACGCCAAGUACCGCGGGCCAAACAAAUCGUUUUGGCAAGUCAAAGGUGCGGAGAAAGUCUUGUACGGUUUGGACGAUUGCAUAGAUUGCGAAGAGAUUAUCAUCGUCGAAGGCGAGUUUGAUAAAUUAGCUUUCGAGGAAGCCGGGUAUACGAAUGUCGUUUCCGUUCCAGACGGCGCGCCGGGGAAAGUGAAAGAAGGCGACGUGCCAAACCCAGAAGACGAUAAGAAAUACGAGUACUUGUGGAAUUGUCGAGCACAAUUAGAUACGGUAAAACGGUUCGUCAUUGCCACCGAUAGCGACGGGCCGGGCAAAGCCUUGGCGGAAGAACUCGCAAGACGACUCGGUAAAGAACGCUGUUUUACCGUGAACUGGCCGGAAGGGUGUAAAGACGCGAACGAGACUUUGCAAUCGGGUGGCGUCGAACUCAUUCGCGACUCAAUCAGCUCCGCCGAGGGCUUCCCGCUGCGUGGUUUGUUCAAAUUCGCUGAUUUCUCCGGAGACAUCGAGCAAUACUUUAACAUGGACGCCGGUUCCGAAUUGCGGGGCGUUUCCACCGGAUGGCGUUCGGUUGAUAAGCACUACCGCGUCGUCCCUGGUGAACUCACCGUAGUCACCGGCGUUCCAAACUCUGGUAAAUCCGAGUGGGUGGACGCGUUAAUGUCCAACUUAGCCGUCCAACACGGCUGGACUUUCGCGCUCUGUUCUCUCGAAAACAAAGUUCACGAACACGCGCGAAAAUUGGUUGAAAAAUACGUCGGCGAACCGUGGUUCGACACCACUACCUACGCCAAAGGCGCGCAAAGAAUGAACCCACAAACCAUGAAGCGUGGUAUGCGUUGGCUCAACGACCACUUUGUUUUAAUCCGACACGAAGAUGACGAGUUACCGUCGGUCGAUUGGAUCCUAGGCCUUGCCAGAGCCGCCGUCUUACGGCACGGCAUCCGAGGUUUACUCAUCGAUCCGUACAACGAACUCGACCACAAACGACCAACUGGACAAACGGAAACCGAAUACGUGAGCCAAAUGCUCACUCGAAUUAAACGUUUCGCGCAGCAUUACGACGUGCACGUCUGGUUCGUCGCGCACCCGAGACAACUCCACAACUGGAAAGGCGAAAUGCCCGGGUUAUACGACAUCUCCGGCUCCGCGCACUUCAUCAACAAAUGCGACAACGGCAUCGUCAUUCACAGAAACCGGGACGAGAAAAUGGGCAGCUUACGAGAAGUCACCGUGAACUUGGCGAAAGUCAGAAACAAAGUCGCCGGUUCCAUCGGCGACCCGAAACUCGAGUACAACGUCAGGAACGGCCGGUACGAAGAUUUGCCCGAAGACGCUGCUCAAAAUACCAACAACAACGCGAACAAACAGUAG